AAUGUGGGUUCUUGGGUUUGGUUUGGAUUGAGUUUGAAGGGUACUCAUUUGAGUAAAGGUGUUUAAAUCUUGGUUUCUGAUUCUGGGUGGUUUGAGAUUUGAGUGAUUUGGUGUUUCUGUGGAGUAAAGGAGUGAGCUUUGGAGUUUGGAGAAUGCAGCUUGGGAUUUAGAUGACACGAUGGAGGUUGAGAAAAAACGUUCAAAAGGAGGGUUUUUCAACUUAUUUGACUGGAAUGGAAAAUCUAAGAAGAAGCUAUUCUCCAGCAAUUCGGAAUCAUCAGGUAAAGGAUCACAGCAAGGACAAGAGAAUGUGGAGAAUUUCUCGCAGACCCAGCUCAUUAAGACAGAGGUGGAUGAGAAAGGAGCAAGUUCAAGUCAUAAAGAAAGCAGCGAGUGGAAUUGUACUUCGUCGGUGACUAGUGAUGAAGGAGGUGGGAGUAGAGCCCCUGGGGUAGUUGCUAGAUUAAUGGGUCUGGAUUCAUUGCCAACUACAACGGUUACUGAUUCAUCUUCUACCUUAUCAGUUGAAUCCCUCUCACAUAGAGUACCUCAUCAUGACAGGGGCAAUCCUAAUUUGUGGGGUGAUUUUUAUGCCAUGGAUUACAUGAAUAUGCCCAACAAGUUGGACAGAGAUUCAUGGAAUCCUGUAGAAUCUAGGACACAGAAGCUACAAAAUCGGCCAAUUGAGAGAUUUCAAACAGAAAUCUUGCCUCCAAAAUCGGCCAAGUCAAUUCCAGUAACUCACCAUAAACUUCUGUCACCUAUCAAGACUCCUGGCUUUAUCCCAACAAAGAAUGCUGCUUACAUAAUGGAGGCAGCUGCAAAAAUGAUUGAGGCAAGUCCUAGAGCAUCUUCCAAGAGCAAAAUUUCAUCUAUGAGGUCUUCUUCAAUUCCCUUGAGAAUUAGGGAUUUGAAAGAGAAGAUGGAAGCUGUCCCUAAAGCAUCAAGACCUGCACGCCCCAAGGAACCUAGUGAUGCUAAAUAUGUGAAAGGAGGAUCGGGUUACAAGAGCUAUAAUGGGUCAGAUAAUGUACCAUCACCCAAGGGUUUUGUGGUUUCAGAAAAGCAGAAUUACAAUGAUAUAAGAAGUAAGGGAAACGCAGCAUCACUUGUAGUGCAAGCAAAGGUCAAUGCUCGGAGAAAGGAAGGGUCUCCUCCUUUCAGUAAUAGGAGUUCCACAAACCAGAAAGAGCAGAAUGAGGUCAAUCAAAAUGAGUUCUCCAAAACCCGGCAAAGUACACAGAGACCAGCGCAUAAGAGAACUGCUGUCAGCAACAAGAGUGUGCUCAAGCAGAACAACCAGAAGCAGAACUGUGUCUCUAAUAAAGAUAAAAUGACUUCAAAGAAUGUGGUUUCUAAACAACCUAUUAGAAGAGUUCAGCCAAGUAAUGGGUUUAGUCGGCCAAAUAGGACUAUAAAUAAGGUUCUUGUAAACUCUGAAACUGGAUCCAGAAAGAUGGGCUCAAUGGAAAGUGUUACUGGAAAGGAGAUCUCAUUCUCCACAAUUAAGGAUGUCUCUGGGAAGAUAAGGUCUGCUAGUCAGGAGUUUCAUUUGGAAGAAAAUGUUGCUGAUAAUGGAUUGGUCACUAAAGGUGAAAGGUCUGUAAAAUGUAAUGUUGCAAUGGAAGGUUACACCAACUUGUUCACGGAUAGCAGAAAACACGACAUGGAUGUUAUUUCGUUUACAUUUACGUCGCCCUUGAAAAAAUCUAUUUCUGAAUUGCAGUCUGCUGGUCAAGUUGGCAGUAUGAAUAAGAGAUUUUGUAUUGAUUCUUUUGGUAACAGUGAUCAGCACAGCUACCAAGAGCCUUUUACAUUUUCUUCACCUGGGUUGAAUGUGAUCGGUGGUGAUGCCUUGAGUGUUCUUUUGGAACAAAAGCUUCAGGAAUUGACAUACAAAGUUGAGUCAUCUCAACGUAACCUGUAUGGUGAAGGAACUUCUGCUAGUUCUUCGUCUAGCUUGCAAGAUUUUUUUUCCAGUGAGGCAAGCACCGCAUCAAGAGGCAAGAAGUAUGAAUUUGGAUUGCUCAGAGAUAGUGCUGGUGGUAGAGUGGACUUUGAUUCCUUAUCGGCUGAUGUAAACCAGAAGUGGCAGGGACCAGAAGGGAUGAGAGAGUGUAGCAGUAGCAGCAAAAGCUGUGUAACUGGAAAAUAUUUUGAUUAUCAGUUCGAUCCAGUUUCAGUUUGUGAACCCUCAUUUGAGAGUGAAAGCUGCACUGAUAACAGAAGCAGUGGCAAUGGAAGUGAGAGUGAUAAGUGCUUGGUUGCUCAAGCUCAAGAUCAAAUCUAUUCAUUCUCCUCGUCUGAAAUGCAACCAUCAUAUAGUGCUACAGAUUUAUCUGACUCGGCCUCCACUUGGGAAGUGAGUGGAAAGAAUAUUACUAGAAUAUUUGGUUUUCAUUCUCCCAAUCAAUCAACCGAUUGGGAACUAGAAUAUGUGCAGUACAUACUUAGCAAAGUGAACUUGGGGAUUGAAGAUUUUGCACUGGGUGAUUCGGACUAUGUUAUCUCCCCAAGUCUCUUUGAUAAUUUACUCUAUCAAGAAGAGUAUCCAAAGCUCCAGCAGAAGCUUUUGUUUGACAGUGUUAACGAAAGCCUGCACAACAGAUGCAAGCAAAUUGUUGUUGGAAGCCAGAAAGCAUUGGAUCAAUGGGAGACAUUGUCGCAAAGGAAGGAAUCGUUGGCUGCGGAACUGUAUAAAGAGAUCACCGUUUGGAAUAAUAUGGGUGACUUGAGGGCCGAUGACCUUGUCGACAAGGACAUGAGCACUGGGCUUGGUAGAUGGCUCAACUUUGAGGUUGAUGCAUUUGAGGAAGGUGUAGAGAUUGAGAAGGAAAUCCUAAGUUGUUUAGUAGAUGAGUUAGUAUCUGAUUUUAUGCUGUAUUAGUAGGCCCUCCUAAGGUGUCCUUGUACCAUGAAGUUCAUUGCAAUGUAUCAUAGCAGCGUAGCAGGUUAAAUAAUUUGACGGGUAUCUUCUGAUCUAAUUAUCAUUCUGUCA
This is a messenger RNA of Argentina anserina (silverweed cinquefoil), 2998 nucleotides long. RefSeq lists its product as uncharacterized. NCBI's taxonomy places the organism in Eukaryota, Viridiplantae, Streptophyta, Magnoliopsida, Rosales, Rosaceae. The coding region runs from base 179 to 2887 and encodes 902 amino acids. The record is from RefSeq and is a predicted model, not a curated record. The transcript is spliced from 6 exons.